AUGGCAGCUGUCCUCAUCCCGUCUUUCCGUUCGCCCCUCUGUACUCUGCUUGGAGUGCCCUUCGAUCCCAAGCAGCUCAAUUUGCAGAACACCGCUCGUCGGGCGACUGCCCCAACAGUCGGCGGGUGGAACGAUUUCCGAUCUGGCCCUUUGGCCGGGCGAGUCCUGCGCUUUUCUCUUCAGGAACUUCAGAAGGCAGACCAUGGACGCAAGUAUGGUCGCAAAGACAAGCGGCCGCUCGAUCCUCCUCCAGUCGUUCAGGUGAAAUUCUUUCAGCUUGUUCGCCAAGGAUCGAUGGACCAAGUCGAGCAGGAGUUCGAUACAUAUGAUGAAUACGAUACUUUUGGUCUCCUAUGCCAUGUCGACCUUUUCCCUGAGAACAGCGCCAGUAUCGCUUCCGGUAGUCCAACUGCCAGGGCAGCGUAUCCAUUCCAGCCCAGCAUUCCGACGCCUCUGGGUCGCAUGCAAUGGCCUCCGCCGUUCCCUCGUGACACGUUUACCAACUCGGACGCAGCCGGAUCGAUGUCUUACGGCGCUCAGUCUGCUUCCGAGGAGCCCGCGAUACCGUUUGACGUCCGUGCGAUAUCUCGGCCGGACUACGGCCGCAGCACUGAACUCUCAGGAGAACGUGUCCCUGAGCCCUGGAAUACGCGUGCGAAGCCCUACAUAGCCCCAGCCAGCGCUGGCCAAGUUGGGCAAGGCAAUCACCCAGAUGAGAGCAAGUGCACGUCUCUCCUGUCUGGUGAGACUGUCGUCUCGUGUUCACUGGUGGAGUAUGACGGAAAGAAGGCGGCCAUGUUCGCGUUUCCGGACAUCGCCGUCAAACGAGAGGGAAGGUUCAUCCUGAGAUACCGCAUCUUCAACCUCCACAGCAGGACUCGCGAAGACGACGUGCACAUCCUCGCGGAGUGCUUCGGAGGACCCUUCGAGGUGUACUCUACGAAGUCAUUUCCAGGACUCCAGGCCUCUACGGAAUUGACUAGAAGACUUUCUCUGUCAGGGGUACGCGUUAAUUCCCGCCACAAAGAACGUCGUGGCUGGAAGCGUGACUCCCACCAAGCUCGCCGCAACGACGCCGAUGGAUCCCCCACGCAAGGUCCGCCGCAAUCGGCGCAGACGGCCGGGCCAUUCUCGCCCCUGCGCAAGCACACAGUUCUGCCCAACGGGGCAGGCGUGGCGCCCUAUGCCCAGGGCUUCUCUGGCGACUAUUCGCCAUUCUCGCACUCUGCGCCCCCAUCGGCGGGCAUGCUGCCUAGCCUUGGGGAGGGCCUGCCCCGAGCGAGGUCCCCUGGAGGUUUCCUCGCCUGGACACGGAUCGGGGGCGAUGCAGCUGACAUGCGCGGCGGCGACUCGUGCUCUACCGGCACUGAGGAGGAGGGCAGCACGCACUCCGUGUGGUGA
Molecule: messenger RNA, 1401 nt
Organism: Dichomitus squalens LYAD-421 SS1
Lineage: Eukaryota; Fungi; Basidiomycota; Agaricomycetes; Polyporales; Polyporaceae
Exons: 7
Coding region: 1-1401 (466 amino acids)
Source: RefSeq, a predicted model, not a curated record